AUAUGUCAAAAUAUGAUGUCAUGUCACAAAUCACAAUUGUAUUUUGUUCAUAGAUUUUGGUUCAUUCAAAUCAUGUUUUUUAUUUACUAAAAAUCCCAAUUGUUCCUAAUUUUUGUGUACAUUUCGUAGUUUUAUAAUAUUUAGCAGAAUAAAUUAUAUAAGAUGGAACAAGAUAAAGAAGAAGGUGAAAUGAGUGAUGAUACAGAAAUGCUCGUAGACGAGGGAGACGAAACUGACACAAAAUGUACAGUGCUUUAUACAGCAGAUAAACAUGGCCCACUUGUAAAAAAGUUAAACAAAAUUGAUGCCUCAAAGCUAGAAGAGAGAGCAAAACGAUUUGGUUUAGAUCUUAGUGGCAACAGGAUGGUUAGUCAGACACAAAUCGAUGAACUUUACCAUAAUUUUGGCAUUGAAAGUGGAAAUGAGCGGCAUUUUAGAUUUGAUACACUUCAUUUGAAUGGUAUGCAUGGUCUGACUACAAAAGAUAUUUUUGAGUAUUUAGAAGAUUAUAAACCGGUGUCUCUGGAAUGGAUUGAUGAAAAUUCAUGUAAUGUUGUCUGUCAAGAUCACAUCUCUGUUGCAUUAGCUUUGUUGGUUCAUUCUAGAGAAAUUAAAAAUAAAGAAAUAAAUGAAAUGCUACAUGAAAAAUCUACAUACCAUUGGAGAGAAGGAAUGCCCCAUCCCAAAAGAGAUUUAAUAUUGAUGCGUUUUGCUACAAACAGUGAUAAGAAAACACCUAUAAAAAUAUCAGAACAAAAAGUAAAAAAAGAUUAUAAUGAAGAAAAUAUUAACAAUUUGGGAAAAAAUCCAUGGGGUGAUUUAUGUAGAUCAUGGGGAAUUUAUGAUCAUCAAGAGGUAUUUCAAAGAAAGCUGCCGAAAACAGACUUUGAAGAGGAUAAUCCUGAAGAACAACCAAUUGUACAAAUAAAAAGCAAGAGAUUAGCGAUGCGACUUGGAAAACGAAGUAUUAAAGUUGAAAGUGACAAUGAAAGCAGUUCUUCAGAUUCAGAAUGGAAGAUGAAAUCUAAAACACCCAGAAUGAGAAUGCAUGCUGAUGAUGAAGAAUCAAAACAAAGAAAACAAAACUUGCCUAAACAAUACAAAGUUGAGGAAGAUGAUGGUUAUGCCCCUUUGUCAAUAGAGGUCAUUAACUCGAGAAGUACAUUCACUCCAAGAGAAACAAGAGUGUCAGAUAAGUUUAGAUAUAAAGAUACAAGACAGGAAAAGGAUGCAAGAACAAAUUAUGUGCACAGAAAUAUACAAUCUAGAUUAGGUGUUAAGGUAGCACCAGAAGAACACUCAAGUUCAAGUGAUGAAUCCUCAUCCAAUGCCUCCGAUCAUAAUAUCAUGAGCAGAGUACAAAAAGUUACCAGCACCUCAAAAAAUUCCUCUGAUGUGUGGUCCAGAUUGGAGGGUAUGUCACAUAAUGUAGCACAAAAAGAUCUUAGACAAAUUUUAACAACACGCAAACAUAAAUCAGAUGAUCACAAACAUGAAUCAGAUGACUUAAGAGAAAAACUUGGUAAAACAAAACAAUGUAAUCUACGUAUUGAAAUAGACAAUAAUUAUGCUGAUGAAUAAAUCAAUUUUACUACUUCUAUGUAUUUACUUUUUUAUUAAGUUGUUAUA
This is a messenger RNA of Maniola jurtina (meadow brown), 1629 nucleotides long. RefSeq names its product nuclear cap-binding protein subunit 3-like. The transcript has 3 exons. Bases 163 to 1581 code for a protein of 472 amino acids. Gene Ontology annotation, cellular component: nucleus; cytosol. Gene Ontology annotation, molecular function: RNA 7-methylguanosine cap binding; mRNA binding. The record is from RefSeq and is a predicted model, not a curated record. Lineage: Eukaryota; Metazoa; Arthropoda; Insecta; Lepidoptera; Nymphalidae.